UUUGAACUUGUGUUUAAUUGUUGGCCCAGAACAGGUUGGCAUCCUGAGCGACUUUGUGGUUUGUUUUUUUGUGGCUACACCAAAAUGGCCGUCCAUUGCACCCGGAAGCAAAAUUGUGCCUCACCGGUUGUCUUCUGGUAUACGUCGAUCCCCUGUUGUAUGGCACUGGCGUCGACUGCUGAUGACGUUGCAUUGCGGAAGUUUUAUCCUAAAGCCGCAAACCAUGCACCGGAGAGGGGUGGGAGCGGGGGCAAUAGCCAAGAAGAAGCUGGCAGAGGUGACGGGUGAAGGGGCGGGACAUAUUGUAGAGCUUGGGGGUUCUCUCUUUAUGUUUUCCUUACUGUGUGUCUGUGGUCCCUGCCUUGUCAUUGGUUCACACUACUAGUCGUUCAAGUCAAUUAAAUUUUGCUUUAUUAUUAUUAUAGUAACUCUUAACAGAAAUGUACUUAUUUUGUUAUUUCCAUAAACUCACUGGCCAUCCAAAUUGUACUUUUAUUUAUUUAUUUUACAAACGAUCUCCCUACCUAACUGGCUUCUUUUUUUAUUCAUUUAACCUCUCUGUUCACAAACACCAGCCCAGACUAUAGUAGAUUUGUACACACGGGGUUUAUUCACUGAAUACUGAAUUGUAGCAUGGUAAAACGCAAAUGGAAAAAAUUAGGUCAAUGUAGGCCAGAUCAGCUAUUUUAGCCUAAAUUGUGGUCUAAGGAUUUCAAUUCACAAUCGUUCAGAAUUUAGUGAAUUAUGAAACCGAGAUAUUUACUAAUUUCAAAUUAUAACAAACUGGAAUAGCAUGAUGUAGGCAAAAAGUAGUCACACUGUAAUUUAUAUCUUAAAUUGAGAAUUUCCCCAAAUUAGCAGGUUUUUGGGUUUUUUUAAUUUAAAUUUUGCAAUUUAGAUUUCAAUUCAAUGCAAUUCAAAGUUUAGUGAAGAAUUCUGAGAGGGUAUUAAAGGAUCACUAUAGUGUCAGGAAAACAAACUCAUUUUCCUGGCACUAUACAACCCUUAGGUCCCCCUCCCUUGGUGCUGAAAGGGUUAAAACCACCUUACUCACUUACUUUAAUCCAGCGCUGGGCUCCCUCGCCGACGUCACCUCCCAAGUGGAACAUAAUGCGCGGCAAGAGCCGCGCGUGAAUUUAAACAGUCCACAAGAAAGCAUUUCUCAAUGCUUUCCUGUAGACGUUCUGCACACUGGAUGCGAACUUCGCAUCUAGCGUCGCAGAAGUGCCUCUAGCAGCUGUCAGUAAGACAGCCACUAGAGGUUGGAUUAACCCUAUGUUUACAUCUGAAGGGUUAAAACCUGGGGGACCUGGCACUCAGACCACUUCAAUGAGCUAAAGUGGUCUAGGUGACUAUAGUGUCCCUUUAAUUUAACCAAAAGAUGCUGAUUACUAUAGUUCCAUCUAGGCUAUUUUUACAGAUGUUUUCCAGUUCAGUUUUCAGUUCCCCUCUGUUUAGUAACCCUUACAGCACAAACUGCUUGCAAACAGAGAAUUGUGGUGAACUCAUAACUGCUGAAUUUUUCCAACUCAUAUUUUUUCCCAAAUUAAACAGUUUCAUCCUAUGUUGGAUUUUUUUUGAAUGUAGGAUUUUAGUGUUGCUUUAAUGAACCUGGUCCAGUCUUCUUACAUUGUAUUUACACCACAGAUGUUUCCACGUUAUCAUGACAGUUUGUAAUUUAGUUAUAAUUGUCAAAUGUACCUAAGCCAUAACUUUUCCCAUAGUUUAUUUGAGAUAAAAUACUUUUUAAAUUUUUUGAAUUCUCUAUUUUUGUUGUGCAUUUGCUUAACAUAGUCGCUUGAAACAGUUUUCUCAGGCUUCAAUACAUAUACCGGUUACACCGUUUUGUUUGGUAUUUUUGUUACAUACUAUGUUGCCAUAUAUUUCAGCGAAGCGCCUACCCACUAUUCUUUUUUCUUCAAUACAUAAAUAAACAUUUGGCAUUCGGAUACAGUGCACAUUUUUUAAUUUAGGUUCAUACGUUACAACAUUCUGCCUGAAGCUAUCGCUAGAUCGCCAUAUUCUCCUGUCUAGAGAAAGUAGUUGUGUGUGUUCAAUAUGCUCUUUACGCCUAGUGUAUGACUUGGGUUCUGAGUAACCAUUCCUCGUCCCAUGUAAGUGGUACUUGGUGUUGGCUGUGGCGAUAAAGAAAGUUGCCACACUUCCAUUGUGGCAAUGUCUAGGGCCCAAUGUCCUAUCGUGUUUGGUGUGGGCAUAGGUAUCUCUGUCCCUAGGUUGCCCUAUGUGCUUCGUUGAUGCUCGUGUGAUCAGAAGCCCAUAACCAAGGAGGUUGCGAGGGUGGGAGGGGACGGGAAGAACACGCUAGCAGCCCUGUUGCUGGCCCUAUCGUGGGAAUGUUUUGCUAUGUAGUGUGUUAUCCGUUAGUGGUUGUGUCGGUGCCUGGGUCUUUGCCGUUAUGGUGGCCAAUCAAGCCAAGGAGAUAUCGUAUGGUUGUGUGCCUUACAGAGGUACCUAGUUUUUGCUAGGUUAGUUGAAGAGAGUUAAAUAAAAGUUAAAACCAAACUAAAACAAAUUAGAACAGCAUUGGCGUCAGUAGUGAGUUUUACCUGUGGGCAGCAAGGCAGUCAUUGGUGUCAGGAGGUGGCUGCGACAGGGGCUCCUCUCCCCCUUGGAACAAAAGGGACUGUCCUGGUGGGGUCCCAUGUAUGGGAGCUGGCGGGCUCAUCCGUAUGUUCAGGUCCUUGUGGGAGCCCAAGUGCCCUGAGGAAGGAGUCCACCUCCUGAGUGGAGUUGAGGUGUAACGUGGCGCCGUUAUGGUCCACCAACAGUGUUUUUAGUGCUGUCCAGGCUUAAGGCAUCUUUGCGUCUUGGAGGUGACGGGUUAUAGGGCGCAAGGUUCUUCUCCAUUGGAGUGUGGAUCUUGUCAGGUCUUGAUUAAAUGUGAGACUCGCUGAUUCAAAGUCCAGUGGUGUUUUGCCUUUUUAGGCAUUUCUGUCUGUUUGGGUAUGGCACCUGACGAUCACGUCCUUGGUUGCUUGGGGGGGUGCCUGUGGUGAUUUGCGGAUAUGGCUUUUUGGCCUGUGCGUGUGGCAAUAUGGUGGCGACAAAGCGUCUGACAUAGUGUGGCAGCACUGCCUGGCUUAUUUCAUCAGGGAUGCCCCUAAUUUUGAGAUAAAAUACUUUUAAUUAUUCAAUAUAAAAAUAAAAAAAAAUUAACCUGGACCCCAUCAUUCUCAGUUAAAAAGUGUAAUCAAACUUUCAAUGCAUUGAUGGGGCCGUUCCCAUUAGGUUAGAAAGAUCCCCGGUAUAUAUCAGACCAUUCUUAAACAAUAUGAUAUUAAACCUAGGCAACAUCACCACAGCAAGCUGUAGUGGAUAUGUUGCUUCGAAUGUCCCUUUACAGAGGUGAUGGCACCUCUGAGAUCCAUGCACAUAUUGCUAACUAACCAAACAUUAGCUGAGGCUUAGGGUUUACUAGGGGGGCAAUUAGAUGUAGUGGAGUCUGGAGAGCAUUUAAAAAACAAAACAAACAACUGCAUUCGGCCAUGACAGUGCCGCUUUAAGUCUAUUUAUUUUACAUACCUCUGUUGCGGGGUGAAUUCCCUCGUUUAUGUGUUCAUGUGGGAAUGCGGAAUAGUCACUUCCAGAGGCUUUAAGGUAAGGUAACAUACUAUGCAUGCAUCUAUUGGGUUCUGUAAAAGAAAAAAUACUUUCAGAGAGUAACUAAACCCUCAUCUUCUUUUUACAUUGGAAAACUGCAGGAAAGGAUUGAUAACUAUCUCGCCUAUCACAAUCACAUGCCAAAUGUGCUUACAUAGGUAUGGGACAUUAUGGAUUAGCUGAAAACUGAUUAUCUAUUUAUUUGUUGCUGCUGUAGCCUUUACUGCCAGGGUUGACAAAUAUGUAGUUCACAGGCAGCCAUUGGUCUGUCAACCCCGAUUUAUUGUCAGCCUAAAAGAAAAUAGUACAGAAUAUUUGUCUGUAGCAAAAUAUAGCUUAUUACAAAGAAAACAUUGUUUGGUUCCACUAAAAUGUUCUCUCUUUUUUAAAUUUUUUUUAGGCCAAGUAUAAGGAGCGGGGAACAGUAUUAGCUGAGGAUCAGUUGGUGCAGGUGAGUACACUUGGCCCAUAUUCUGAUAGAUAUGUAUUACUGAUUCAUUAAAGAUAUGUUGCAAACCAAAUUUAAUAUCAACUUUAAAGGGACACUAUAGGCACCCAGACCACUUUAGCUCAUUGAAGUGGUCUGGGUGCAGUGUCCCUAUUGCACUUAGUGCUGCAAUGUAAAACAUUGAAGUUCCAGAGAAACUGCACUAUUUACAUUGCAGAAUUAAGUCUGCCUCCAAUGGCUGUGUCCCAGACAGCCACUGGAGGCACUUCCUGGCUUCUAACAGAUUUUGGUCCGGUAACUGACGCUGGAUGUCCUCACGCCCUUCAUGAGGACAUCCAGCAUCAGCUAUUUUCCCCAUAGGAAAGCAUUGAUUCAAUGCUUUCCUGUGGGGAGGUCUAAUGCGCGUGCAGCAUUUGUCAUUCAUACGCAUUAGCGCCCACUUGUCAAGGGAGGUGGAGCCACAACCCAGCGCUGAGGUACAUUAACGCAGGGAUCAGGUUAUUAAAUAAAGAGUUUUUAACCCUUUAUUCACGUCAGUGGGAGGGGUGAGGGAGAGAGAGCUAUUGUGCCAGGAAUACAGCUUUGUAUUCCUGGCACUUAUAGUAUUCCUUUAAGAUUAGUCACAUAUAGAUAAUUUAAAUGUUACAACUCAUUCAAAUUGUUUUGUACAUUCAUAUAUUUGUUUCACCAUUACAUUGAUCACAUUGCAUAAUAGAAUAUUUUCCUAUUAAAUCUUGUAAUUGUUUAUCAGAUUCAUAAGGAUUCUCAAGGAUGUGUUUGUUUUUUUGCAGAUGUCAAAGCAGCUGGAAAUGUUCAAAACCAAUCUGGAAGAGUUUGCGAGUAAACACAAGCAAGAGAUUCGCAAAAAUCCCCAGUUCAGAGUGCAGUUCCAAGACAUGUGUGCUACAAUUGGAGUAGACCCAUUGGCAUGUAAGAUACUCGUCAGCUUCCAAAAGAUUUUGUGGCAUAAAAUCUACAUUUCAGAGCUUUCUACCUGGGUUCUAUGUUUACUUUGCAUAUCAAAAUGUCAGCUAAUUCAUAAUAUAAUAUAGAGGUGUAUGGAUAAAAGUCAAAGGAUAAAACAACAUCCCUUGGCAUCACAAUACAUUUAUGAAGACUAGUCACAAAAGUCUGAGUUUUGAUUUAAAGGAUCAGUGUCGGUACGUACCUUUUUUAUUAAUAGAAAGCUACUGAUUGGCUUAGAGUGUCAGCUGACCUCUCUAAGCCAGUGGGCUCCCUCCCCGGUGCUACUCGAGUCUCUUGUCAUCUAAGAUUUCAGAUAGUGGAAGGAUAAGGGACAGAGCAAUCGGCACUGCAACAUGGACAUUUAGAGUGAAACUGUUCAUUAAAAUUAUAGGUGAGUCUGUGCCAGGAACCACCGGACACCAUAACAACAUCACUUUUUAUGAUGUAGUUAUGGGGACUUGAGUGUUCCUUGAAAAAUAAAAUUUUGCAUGAAGUUUAAUCUCAUGGGAUUUACUUGCAAAUUUAAAUAUUCAGUUUGAGCUGUAUCAUGGUAAAAAAAUAAAGGGAAAUUGGGAGCACACCCAAAACACACAUUUGUAAGUGAUGGUGCUGCCUUAAAGACCAAAAUAUAUACAAAAUACAGAUUAGGGAACAGCGCACGCUCAAAAAUAAAACAUAAGGCUGCGUAAAACCACCAUUUUAGCAAACAAAUACAGGUAUUCAGUUACACCAUAUAGCCAUAUUGUGUUAAGCUCACCACUACAUCACAUUACCCCAGUAUCGAUGGAUCCUACACUUAUUUUAACAUGGGAGGUUAUGUUAACUGCAAUACUUGUUGCUUAAACUGCUUCCAGAGGCUCUCCUUAAUUUAUGCAAGAAAGCAAAACUCCAUUAGUGUUAAAAAUGGAGCUUUGUUUGAGUUGCAUUACUAUGUAGCAAAGUUCCUAAUAGUCAAUUUUGCUUCAACUUUUAUGCUGAGAGAUGCUCGCAAUGUAGUUAAUUCACUGAAUGUGAUGGUUAAAUUUGUAAUUUAUUUCACAGCUGGCAAAGGAUUCUGGUCUGAAAUGCUUGGCGUUGGAGACUUUUACUAUGAGCUUGGUGUUCAGAUAGUUGAAGUUUGCCUAGCUCUGAAACACCAAAAUGGCGGUGAGUACCAUAUGGAAUCCUAUGAGUAGCAUGUUUUUAGCAUUUUUUUUCUUUUAAACUAGAAGCUUGUUUACAUUACUACACACUUAAGAGGACAAUGUAGGCACCCAGACCACCUCCCUCGCACCCUACCUUAUUUUGCUAAAAGGGAUUCUAUAGUGCCAACAAAACGGCUUUGUUUUCCUGACACUAUAAAAUACAUUUAAGCAAAAGGAGGUGACAUCUGUGGAAUAAGAAAGAGGAUCUGUGCUGUUAGGAGUUAAGCUGUGUACACACACACUAAUAAGGAAAUCCUUCUGACAUGAGGGGGUGUGGCUAAGGAGAAAGGAUUCUGGUACAGAAUUCUGCAAAUCCCUUUUGUGCCAAAUCUAUAAAGAUUUGAGCAUGGAAAACUUACAGCAUAUUAAUGAGGACAAACCUCAAAGAACACCAUUAUUAAGAAACUCAUCAGUUUAAAAGGGCACCCUAAGCAACAUAAUUUUUACACCUGCCAUGGUGCCAUAUUAAAAUGUUUUAGAAAGAUUUGAUAUAAACCAAGGGACCUCCCAGGGACUGCCACCUUACCAUCCACAUUGAUAAUCCAGAAGGGGUUAUUAUGCACUAUCAAAGUAAAUGUUGCAAGUUAUUCCUGCUCUCUUUGCCAAUCAGUGUCCUGCUCGUUCUUAAACAGAUUAAACUGGGGACUAAAUUAGGUAGCAUAACAACUACAGCUCUCUGUAAAGUUUCUGUUUCUUAUGAUGUCUGUUAAAAACAAAAUUCUAAGGUCUCCGGUAUUGUAACCCAGGGAAAUCAUGAAAUAACAUAUUGUCCUCUCUUUGUCUAGGACUUAUAACUUUGGCAGAGCUUCAUCAGCAAGUUUUGAAGGGAAGAGGAAAGCUUGCUCAGGACGUCAGUCCGUAUGUAUCAAUAAGUUUAAUAAUGGGAAAUAACCCAUUGUUGUUUGAUGGUAUCUUCACUGAUGGAAUGUGUCAUUGCAGGGAUGACAUUAUCAGAGCUAUCAAAAAGCUAAAGGUCCUUGGUAGUGGUUUUGGAAUUAUCCCUGUGGGCGGAUCUUACCUGGUACAGUCUGUCCCUGCAGAACUUAACAUGGAUCACACAGUUGUACUCCAGUUUGCAGAGGUGGGUAAAGCCAAAAGAUAGACAAAUGUCUCUUUUUGUAACUAUUAAGUUCAGCCAUUAAUCCAAAAGAAAGCAAAAGAAAAAAAACCAGUUUGAAGCGCUUUCCAAUUUUGGAACAAACUAGGGGAAAAAAAAAACAUCUUGAUCCCAGAAUGGCAGUCAGAUCUCUCCUUGGAUCAAGAAGCUAUUACCCCAAAAAUUAAAAAUUAUAUCACUGAAUAUUAUGUUUUAGCAAGUAUUCAUCCAGUUGCUGUUUAAACAUCUGUAUAGACUCUGUUAAAACCUCCUCGUAAGGCAGAGAAUUCCAUAUCCUUAUAGUUCUUACUGUAAAAAAAGUUUCCUUUGCUUUAAACUAAAUUUCCUUUUUUUUAAUAUUUAUUCAUUUUUAUUUUUUUAUGAACAUGACCAAAUACAAAUAGAUCCAGUAAUUCAUUACCUAUCGACAUAGUAAAUUCAUAUAGAUCUAGUACAGAGAUAAGUCGAAUUUACAGCAAUGGACUCAUUUCAAACAAAAUAUUAAGCCCUUUGUACCUACUCUAUCUAAAUAAUUAAAGAUAGGGUGUUCAAAUAUAACCUGUUUUGAGUUUAGAAAAUGUUUGAUCCUUAGGUAACAAAAGGUUUUGUUAUAGGGUGUAUUAAACCCGGGAAACUAAUAAAUUUAUUAUCAAAAAGAUCUGCAUAUAUAUUUAUCCCUCGUAAUUUCCAAUUGUAGAGAUCCAGAUCGAUCAUGUCAUAAUGCCGAGUUUCAAAUUGGACUUGUAUAAGAAUCGAUUCUGAAAGAUUAAGUCUAUUUUUCAAAAUUUUUAAAACUUCUAGCAUAUCCAUAAUCAAAGUAUUUAAAUCUUUUGUUUCCUUAAGUCUAAGAUAAUUGGCCAGAAUACAGUAUUUAAAUUGACAUAUGGAUAGUUUUCUUGCUCUAUCUGGAACCAGGCAUUUCUUUGAAUAUUUUGUUUAUUCCAUAUCAUUACAUUCGCGAUUAGGCACCUUUGAUGUAACUUUGCGAUAUCCGGAAAUGAAAUCCCACCUUUAUCAUAAUUGUUUUGUAGGAUCUUCUGAGAAAUUCUUGGACGUUUAUUUGGCCAAAUAAAGUUUGAAAAUAGUCUUUGGAAUUGUAAAAUCCUAUCCUUGCCUAGUCUGAAAGGUAAAGACCUAAAUAAAUAUAGCCAUUUCGGAAUUGAAUAAGCGUUGACUAUAUUUAAACUUCCCAACCACAAGAUUUAAAUUUUACUCCAUUUAUACAAUUGCUUAUCGAUUAAGGUAUAAAUAUCCCUGUAGUUCUUGUGUAUAAUAUCUUGAAUAUUAAAAGGGUAAUUUAAUUCCUAAAUAUUCAGUAUACUCCAAGUUCAAAUUGGACUGAACUUUAGAUUUAAGCGUGGAUAAUUCAACCUCAGAUAAGUUCAAAACCAAAAUUUGAAUUUUCUUUAUAUUUAUUUUAUAGUUUGAAAUUUUCCAAAAUAUUUCAAUCACUUUAAAUCACUUUAAACACCUCUGGAAUAGCAAUUAAGGGUUUCAUCAGGGAUAGAAGCACAUCAUUGGAAAAUAGGGAGAUUUUGUAAUCUCGCUCAAUCCCAUAUAUAUUUUUAUUUUCUCUAUUAAGAAUAGCCAGUGGCUCAAUAGAUCAUACAUAUAAUAAUGGAGCCAAUGGACAGCCCUGCCUCAUACCAUUUUUAUUGAAAAUGAAGGUGAUUCGAAAAAUGGAUUUAUAAUUUUCACAAUGGGGUCAGUAUAUAAUGACAUGAUUUUAUCUUUAAAAGGACCUACAAAACCGAAUUUAUUUAAUACUCUUUCUAAAAAUCUCCACUUGACUCUAUUGAAUGCUUUUUUAGCAUCGAGAGCUAAAAUAACCAUUUCUGAGUUCAUAAGAUUACGCUUAAUUAUCAAAGUAAGUAUUCUACGUAUGGUAUCCGUUGUAUCUUUGUCCCUGAUGAAGCCAGACUGAUCGACUGAUAUUAAAUCGGGAAUAACCAAUUUAAUUCUGUUAGCUAGGAUAUGGGAAUAAAUUUUAAUAUCUAGGUUUAUUAAGGAAAUCAGUCUAUAGUUUAAUGCAUUUGUUGGAUCAUUAUCUAGUUUAGGAAUCGGAAUAAUAGAGGCUAACAGCAUCUCCUUAGGGAAGGGGUUUUUAGAAGAAACUUCAUGGAAUACUUUCAAUAAUAUAGGGACCAAGAUGUCCACAAAUGUUUUAUAGAACCUCGCUGAAAAGCCGUCCGGUCCUGGAGCUUUAUUAGAUUUAAGUUUUUUUUUAUUGAGUUAAUUAUUUCUGUAGUGGUUAUGGGUGCAUUCAAUUUAUUAAGUUUUACUAGAGGUAUCACCGGGAUAGACAAUUUAUUCAAAAAUUCAUCCAUUUCUAAAUUUGAAUUUAAAUCUCCAUUCCACCAGUCUCGAGUCCUAUGUAUAGUCCUGCUUUUUUGUAGCCCACUUCUGCACUUUUUCUAGAGCCAUAAUAUCCUUCUUUAGAACAGAUACCCAAAAUUGUACAGCACAUUCAAGGUGUGGUCUUACCAUUAAUUUAUAAAGAGGCAAAAUUAUAUUUUCAACCCGAGAAUUAAUGCCCCAUUUUAUACAUAACUAAUACCUUACUGGCCUUAGCAACUGCUGAUUCACAUUGCACAUUGUUGCCUAGUUUAUUAUCUAUAACAAUUCCCAAAUCCUUCUCGUGUCUUACCCCUAAUUCACUACCAUUUAGGGUGUAAGUUGCUUGUACAUUCUUUAUCCCAAAGGGCCUAACUUUUUUUUUUUUUUCCUACAUUACAUUUCAUCUCCUAUUUGAGUGCCGGUCCCUGCUCACAUUGUAUUACUUUACAGUUUGGUGUCAUCUGCCAACACUAAAACAUGACUUUCAAGAUCAUUUAUAAAUAUAUUGCGUAGAUGUGGUCCAAGAACAGACUGACAACCCUAAGGGAUACCACCUUUGUCCAGCUUGAAAAUUUACCAUUAAUGACAACUCUAUUUUUAAGCCAAUAUUUUACAGAAAAACAAACAUUUUCAUCUAAACCAAUUUCUUUUAGUUUGAACACUAACCAACUGUGUAGAACUGUAUCAUAUACCUUGGCAAAAUCCAAGUAGAUCACAUCCACUGCAAACCAUGAUCUAUACUUCUACUUACUUAUUCGUAGAAUGCAGUUAAGGUAAUUUGAUAUGAUCUAUGUUUCAUAAAACCAUGCUGAUUUUUAAUAACCCUUCAAAUACUUUCCCAGCCACAGACGUUAAGUUUACAGAUCUAUAAUUUUGAGGCAAAGAUUUCAAACCCUUUUUUUAAUACAGGAACCACAUCUGCCUUCCUCUAAUCCUCUAAUACAAUUCCUGAAAGAAAAGAAUCCUAAAAGAUAAAAAAUCGGCUUUAUUUCCACACUUAGCUCCUUAGUACUCAUGGGUGAAUACCAUCACACCCCAGAGCUUUGUUUACAUUAACUUUAUUUAGUUGCUGCAGCACCUUGUCUCGAGUCAUUCAAUCACAUUUUUUUUUUUUUGCAUAUGACUUGCCAUAGGUUUCUGCUUAAUAUAUACUGAGGAAAAAUAGUUAUUUAGAAUGUCUGCCUUUUCCUGGUCUUCACUAACUAACACACCCAUCUCUGUUUUAAGUCUGUCUACACUUUCAUUAUUUGUUGGGUGUCUUUAUUUCUUUUUAGAAUUUAUGUACAUUUUUGAGAUUUUAUAUUUUCUCUCUUUGGCUAUCACUUUCUCAUUUUUUAGUUUAGCCAAUCUAAUCACCCUUUGCAUGCGUUAUUGACUUCCUUAUAUCUUACAUAGGAUGCCUCUAAUUUGUCUGAUUUAAAUUACCUUUUCUUAUUUUUAAUUUAUUGGUUUACUUUCCCACUAAGCCACACUGGUUGCAAUGUGUUUAUUUGAUAUGUAUUACCAAAUUGUACAAACUGAGAAAUGUACCUUUUUAAUAUUUGUUUAAAGUUUUUUUUGUUUUGUUUUUUAGUAAAGAGUCUAUGCUAUACAAUAUGUUGUAAAACUGCCCUUAUCUUAUUGCUAUUGGCCUUUUUAAAAUUACAUGUUUUAAUAUACCCCAUGUGCUUCUUUUUUCAUUUCAAAAAACACCAUAUUGUGCUCUCUAUUUCCCAAGUGCUCACCUACUUGAAUGCUGCUCAGAAGAUCUACAUUGUUUGUUACAGCCAGAUCCAGACAAGCGUCCUUUUAUAGUUGGUGCUUGUACCAGUUACGACAUGAAGUUGUCAUUUACCAGGUUCAAAACUCUGAUUCCCCUUCCAGAACUACUUGUCCCUCUAUUCCAAUUUAUGUCUGGACAAUUUAAAAUCCCCAAUAAUGACUGUUACGCAGAUGUGCAGCUUUUCCAAUUUGAUCUAAAAGCUGUUGAAUAUCAUCAAUAUCUACAUUAGGUGGUUUAUAACAUAUACCAGUCAAUAAUUUAUUUCCCUUCUUUAGCCCCAUAAAGCUUCCACGUUUCCUCGUCACAUUCCACUUGCUUAAUAGUUGGCUUUAUGGUUGCCAUACAAAAGAUGCUGGUAACGACUAUAUUAUAUGCAUGCUGUAUAUUUACAAAAAUAACAAACAAGAAUUAUACUGAAUGUAUAAUUGUUGAAUCAUUUUUCUAGUCAUCUUGAUUAUUUUACAUUCUUUACUUGGGUGAGUUCUUUUUUGCCUUAAUACUUGAAAUUUUUAUGUGAUAUCUUUUGGUUUUUUUUUUUUAACUAUCUCACAGAAAAAAGGGUAUGUAACAGUAAGUGAGAUAAAAGCAAGUUUGAAUUGGGAGUCCGAGAGAGCCAAGCAUGUAUUGGUAAGUAUAAUCAUCUUAAAACAGCAUGUAUGUAUUUAAAUUAAUAUCCAUUAAGUGUAUGUAUCUGCUAAAUCGUUUUCACCAUAGUCACAAAAAAUUGUCUAGAAUUUUAAACUCAUUUUAUUGCAAACUUCCACAUGUGUAAAUUGACUUUAAAUCUUAACUUGUUGUCUUAAGUCUGCCUGGUGCUGUUCACUGCCUCUACAACUAAAAACUGGUAGGCAGGAGCUCCUAAACUCUAAGCUAAGCCCAGCUUUCUGUCAUAAUUAGUGAAGGCAGGGUGCAUUGUCUGACAUUAUGCAGAUAAUAAAUCAAACCAUUAUUGUGGGGAGUGGUUAAUCCUGGCACCAUAACCACUACAACACACUGUAGUGGUUAUGGUGCUUGUUGUUUUCUUUAACCCCUUAAGGACACAUGACAUGUGUGACAUGUCAUGAUUCCCUUUUAUUCCAGAAGUUUGGUCCUUAAGGGGUUAAAUUGCAAAUGGCGAAUUGCACUAUUUUUUUUUCUACCCAUGAUAAAAAGCUUUUCUAAUGUGUCAAAAUAGAAGCUCUAAGGCAGUAGAUGAAAGCCAUUACCCUGACCUUUAUUCCCACUAAACUUUAAUCAAUCCUCAUUCUAUGUAAAGUUGUAUCCAGACCUAUUUCAUCUUCUAAAUUUAAAGUCCCUCCUCUAAAACUGUAGUAGAACUACCAAAGUGUUACAGUUUUGACAAUAGAAAAUUUUAUUCUGUGGUUUCUUUUAUUUUAUAGCUGAUUUAAGAGCAUUGCCACUGAAAUCUGCACCACCACAUAUCAAAAGUUUAGUGAAAAGACUAGGCCACAGGUGAGACCAAUUUUAGAUACUCCACCCUGAGCCUCAGUGGCCAAUUAACUGCCCCUGAUCUGCCUGCUUGGCUGACAUCACCAGAAGUGAUUAUCUGAGCCAAUCACAAUGCUUCCCCAUAGGAUUGGCUGAAAAAGUCAAGGAGGCAGAUCAAGGGCAGAAACAGCAAAAGCCAAACACAGCCCUGGCUAAUCAGCACCACCUCAUAGAGAUUAAUUGAAUCAAUGCAUCUCUACGAAGAAAGUUCAGUGUCUGCAUGCAGAGGGUGGAGACACUAAAUAGCACUGCUCACUGUGCAGCACUACCCUGGGAAGCACCUCUAGUAGCCAUCUGAGGAGUGGCCAGUGGAGUUAUCACUAGGCUGUAAUGUAAACACUGCAUUUUCCCUGAAAAGACUGUGUUUACUACAAAGCCUGAAGUGAACGAUUCUACUCACCAGAAAAAAUACAAUAAGUUGUAGUUGUUCUGGUGACUAUAGUGUCCCUUUAAGUACACAGUGUGCUUUGAUCUAGUUGGUUCCCACUGUUGCAGGUUAGGAAUUCUUUAGUUCAUAAUGAUUAAUCUUUUCAAUGUUUACGAUCCACAUUUACAAAAUAUAUUGGGAGUCACAAACAAGAACAUUAGUGAAAACAGAACUGGGAAUCCUGCUUAUGAGAGUGCAAACUCCUGCGUAAACUUACAAUAAAUAGUAGAGAAAGUACCGGUAGUUGUAAACUAAGGUAGUCUAGAGUUGGGGGCUUGACAAGUAGGUUAGAUGGCUUGCUAGAGCGAGGAUAGGUAACUGCCAGUUGAGAGAGGCUAAAGAGAUGAGCAGAUGUUUGGUACAUUGGACCAGUGAGAUAGUCAGUGGUGACAGUAGCACAUACAAGCUUUAUUUAAUUUAGUUUUGUUUGUUCUUUCAGUCUGGUGAAGCCCCAAAACUAACUAGGGGCAUUUAGCCUGUAGCUUUAGGAAUACAGAUAUGUAUUCUGAAUGUACCAAUGUCCAUUUAAGGUCAAAAGAGCCAAACUGUAAAGUCCAAACCUGUGUGUCUUAAUUGUAACAAUUACAGGCAGAAUUUGUGCAUGGCAGACUGCCACUAAUACCUAUUUUUCUAUUUUUCACUUAUCUAGGAGCACUUACUGAAGGAAGGUUUGGCAUGGAUAGACUCACAGGCUCCUGGAGAGGCCCAAUAUUGGCUACCUGCCCUCUUUACCGAACUUUACUCUCAACAAAUUUCCCCAGAGGAGACAAAGGGAAUGAUACCCUGAAACCUAACAGUGAGGCCUUUAAAGAAAGACAUCAAUCCUACCUCAGACUCAACUGUCAAAAAAUAAAUCCUCUGAGGGAAAAGAAUAUUCUUUUAUAUUUAGUGAGGGGAAUAAAAUCUGAAAUCCUGAUUCUCUAUGGCAAUCAGAACGAGGGACGUUUUGGAUUUCUUAUAGUUGGUAUAUAUCUGGUCCUCUGCAAAUGCACUCUUUGAGAACAAGUAUGUUUAUUGGAUCCUAUCAUACCAGCUGCAUUUUUUUCCCCACAAUGUUUCCUGCAUUUUUUGGUAACUGAUGAAUAACUAUAUGACUGUCCCUGAAGCAAUAUUGGGGCCACUGUCAGUCUGUAUGGGUCCAGAUUGCAAAGCUCAUGAUUCCCCUUUAAAUUGUAUUUCUUCUACACACUCUUCAUUUACUAGGUUUAUCCUUCUUGAGUUCCAUAAAUCAUUUUUGCUGUAGCACCCACCAUACACUGCUACAAUAAACUGUUCCUAUCCCAUGUUUCCUUGAACAUAAUGUGGAUUUUAGCCUUUCCUCUUUUUCAAAACAGAUCGUGUUACUUAUUUCGUAGAACAAACUAGCUGAAUUAUCUAGGAGUAGCUUCAUGGGUUCCUGAUCACUGUUGCCGAGCUUACUCUAAAGUACUUGUUUGUUUAUAUAAACAGGGACUCUUGCUUUCAUGGUUCAUUUACAAUAAACAAACUUCACACUAUAGCAGUAGCUGUAUUAUGGAAUCACCUGGGAAUAAUACAUCUGAUUCCUAAUCUUUUCAGCCCAAGAGAAACCUGAGGAGACAUUGAUGGAUCCUUUAGUAAUAAAGUCUAGAAGCUAAUUAUAGUUCAACAUGAGAUUAUCCUUCAAUACUCAUUCCAAUUUAUUCCAGCAUAUUUCCAAAAUGUGGUGGGAUCUGCUCCCUUCCCUUGCUUGUCCCAAAAUAGUUUUCUUGUAGAAUUUUAAAGCUUGGUUUCAUUGUUCUCAGAUUGGCAAUAGGUCAACGCCCAUUGCUUCAUACAGGGAGGACAUAUUCAUAGCUAGGCUGCCUUUGACAGACUAUUGCAUCUAUGAAGCCUCCACAAUAUUUGUUCCCCAGUCUUUAAAAUGUGACUUUACAUUAUGUUUACUGCUGUGUCUGCACUUUACCAUUGCGUUUCCAGUUAUAAGGAGAACUAAGAAGCUGGAUUGAGCUAAUUGCAGAAACCACAUAAAAUGUGGGCAGUUCUAGCUACAUCCAUGCAAACAUUUUUAAAAACCAUUUAAAUUAACUUGGUUUAAAAUUCUCUUUUUUUUUUUUUAUGUUACCAGGAAAAAACUACUUUUAAAUGGAAGAAAAAUGUGUGUUAUAGCACAGUUCCGGCUGUGUAUUAAUAAUGCCUCUCUGUACUUGGAAACUAUUAACCUGCGAAUAUCACUGCAAAAUCAGUUGUAAGCUGUUGAGUUUCAUAAAACUUGUUUGUGGCAAAUUCACUUGAAAAGGACUGAGUUCUCAAUACAAACAAUAAAACUAAGCCUAGCAGGGUAUUAAUAGCUUUCGGAAAAUUUCCAAAGGGUGGAAGGAUCCCAGGUGUUACACAGAACAGGUGAUUGUUUACAUUGGCAGAAUCAUGCUUUUCCAAAAUGAAUGGGCUUGCAGUGGUCCCAACAUGUAUGAAUAAAAAUAAGACCAAUUAGAAACUAUGACCUAUUUAUUUAUUUUGCAGUUAAAUGCUAAUUUUCUGAUAAUGAACUACAGAUAUCACAGCUAGCACAUAAAUGUAGGAUAAAAAUGUCAUUAUGAAUGAAUCCUGUUCAGAAAUCUGUUCCCACAGAAAUUAAAUUACAGCUACUCCUCACUUACUGACCGGAUUCCGUUCUUACGACGCGGAAGUAAAAGAAAUUGGUUGGUAAGUGAGGAUACGCAACAGAGCAUGUGCACCAGUGCAGGUCUAUGUUUGGGGAUUACCUGCUGUGCUUGUAUAUGUUGGGGGAAAUUUACCCGAACGUAGACAUACCACAAGAGCAGGGAAUUCCUCUAAUCUAUGUUCGGGAAAAAUUCCCCAAACAUAGACCAGCUCUCUAAUGUGGGGAAUGAAUUGAAUCCCCAUGCUAGAGAGUUGGUCGUAAGUGUGAGCCGUCAUAAAGUGAGGACCACCUGUAAUACAAUUUGAAUUUUUUUAUUUAUUCAUCUUUUCUGAAAUACUGGGGAGAGAAAAAGUAAUAUGACGACAUAUACUGUUUUUAUAGAUAUGAGAUAUUUAUAGAAAAUGCAACAGGAUGCUCAAAAUUCGGAACAAAUGGCCAAUAUAAAUGCAAAAGUAUAGGUAUACACUACUAUACAGGGGGUUGCAAGAUGAAAUUAGACUUUACAAAAAAAAAAAAAAACUGUUCUACAUAGUUACCUAGGCUGAAAAGAGACAUGUGUAUAUCAAGUUCAGACUUUCUCACAUCUGUUUUUGCUGUUGAUCCAAAAGAUGGAAGGAAAGAAAAAAAAGCCUUUGAAGCACUUUCCAGUUUUACAACAAACUAGAGGAAAAAAUCCUUCUUGACCCAAGAAUGGCAGUCAGAUGUAUUUUUGCAUCAAGAUGUUGUUAACCCACACAUUAAAAAUGAU
Molecule: messenger RNA, 16700 nt
Organism: Pelobates cultripes (western spadefoot toad)
Lineage: Eukaryota; Metazoa; Chordata; Amphibia; Anura; Pelobatidae
Source: the annotation of a GenBank genome assembly